CCCAGCCCUCUGAGUGUGGCCCAGCUCUUUGCAAGACCUCGCCCACACGUCCUCCCUAGCUGGCCCUCCCCAGCCAUGGCAGCCUACGGCCAGACGCAGUAUAGCGCAGGGAUCCAGCAGGCACCCCCCUACGCCGCUUACCCACCUCCAGCACAAGCCUACGGGAUCCCCUCUUACAGCAUCAAGACAGAAGACAGCCUGAGCCACUCCCCCAGCCAGAGCGGGUUCCUCAGCUACGGCUCGAGUUUCAGCACCGCGCCCGCCGGACAGAGCCCGUACCCGUACCAGAUGCACGGCUCAUCAGGGCUCUAUCAAGGCGCCAAUGGACUGAGCAGCACAGCCAGCUUUGGGAGCGUGCCCCAGGACUAUCCUUCUUACUCCAGCUUCCCUCAGAGCCAAUACCCCCAGUAUUACAGCUCAUCCUACAGCCCUCCCUACGUCCCCGCCAGCAGCAUCUGCCCUUCGCCCCUCUCCACGUCCACCUACGUCCUCCAGGAGGCUUCUCACAACGUCCCCAACCAGAGUUCCGAGUCACUGGCAGGUGAGUACAACACACACAAUGGACCGUCCACACCUGCAAAAGAGGGAGACACAGACAGGCCACAUCGGGCCUCCGACGGGAAGCUCCGGGGACGGUCAAAGAGGAACAGUGACCCCUCCCCAGCAGGGGACAGUGAGAUCGAGCGCGUGUUCGUGUGGGACUUAGAUGAGACCAUCAUUAUCUUUCACUCGUUGCUCACGGGGACCUUCGCGUCCAGAUUCGGGAAGGACACCACGACGUCCGUGCGCAUCGGCCUGAUGAUGGAGGAGAUGGUCUUCAACCUGGCAGACACCCACCUGUUCUUCAACGACCUGGAGGACUGUGAUCAGAUCCACGUGGAUGACGUCUCAUCUGACGACAACGGCCAGGAUCUAAGCACCUACAACUUCUCCACCGACGGCUUCCACAGCGGGGCACCGGGGACCGGCCUGUGCCUGGGCGCAGGUGUGCAUGGCGGCGUGGACUGGAUGAGGAAGCUGGCCUUCCGCUACAGGCGCGUGAAGGAGAUGUACAACACCUACCGCAACAACGUGGGCGGCUUGAUAGGCACCCCCAAAAGAGAGACGUGGCUACAGUUGCGGGCUGAGCUGGAGGCUCUGACAGACCUGUGGCUCACGCACUCCUUGAAGGCCCUGACCCUCAUCAACUCACGGCCCAACUGUGUCAACGUGCUGGUCACCACCACACAACUGAUCCCCGCCCUGGCCAAGGUCCUGCUGUACGGCCUGGGCUCCGUGUUCCCCAUCGAGAAUAUCUACAGUGCCACCAAGACAGGGAAGGAGAGCUGCUUUGAGAGGAUCAUGCAGCGGUUCGGCCGCAAGGCUGUGUACAUCGUGAUCGGCGAUGGCGCAGAAGAGGAGCAAGGAGCCAAGAAGCACAACAUGCCUUUCUGGAGGAUCUCCUGCCACGCUGACCUGGAGGCGCUGCGCCACGCACUGGAGCUGGAGUACCUAUAGCAGCAUGGCGGGGUGUCGUCCCCUGCUGUCCCCGCA
Molecule: messenger RNA, 1533 nt
Organism: Castor canadensis (American beaver)
Lineage: Eukaryota; Metazoa; Chordata; Mammalia; Rodentia; Castoridae
Gene: Eya2
Product: EYA transcriptional coactivator and phosphatase 2
Biological process (GO): positive regulation of DNA repair; cell differentiation; negative regulation of extrinsic apoptotic signaling pathway in absence of ligand
Cellular component (GO): nucleus
Molecular function (GO): protein tyrosine phosphatase activity
Source: RefSeq, a predicted model, not a curated record